CCUCGAUAUAGUAGCUCCUCGAAAGAGGUAUAUUGUUUGCUCGCUUCUUUCCCUGAAGCGCCUACUUACUUUAAUUCUUUCUUCCCAACAGUUUGUUCUGUUAGAUUUGCCUACCCACGCUCAGUUCUUAUUGCGUGCCACCUUUAUUGUUCACUAUCUAAUUACUAUACUGACAUUCCCUGUCCCCAUUUGCUUGAUUGUAUGAAGGCACGCAAGAUCCUCUAAAAGUAAAGAAGUUGGACGUAUCCGAUGACGCACGGUCGAGACGAGGGCUCCUCGGACUCGAUGUCUCGGAGAAGACCCAACUUCUCAACGCGAACUGCUCAAGAAGAUGUCUCUCGAUUGGCUCCAAGCGAGUCGCCCAACGCAUCUCCCAAGGGGAAUAGCAAAUCCCUGAAUUGGAGAAAUGCACUAUCAUUCCGCCCGUACGAGCCAUUGAACUCGUCCUCUCACACGCUUGAACGUCAACGCCACUCACUACCCUCGAAUUUCUUUGGUAAUAUCUCCCGUUGGUGGGAUAAAUCUGAUCAUGAUGGAACAGAAAGUACCUCUAAUGAAAGAACACACCUGCCCGUUCAUCUUCCUACAGGUCCACUGCGAGACUCUAGCGUGGAUCAAAAGGAACGAGAUGGCCAAAAGAAUCGCACAUCUGACAAUGCUGAAAAGCUCGGAACUUUUUCGGGGGUAUUUGUGCCGACCACCUUGAACGUCCUAAGCAUUCUGAUGUUCCUUCGCUUCGGAUUUAUCCUUGGGCAAGCUGGCUUGCUGGGGAUGCUAGGCUUGCUCGUCGUAUCAUAUACCAUCAAUCUAGUGACCACUAUGUCUCUUUCUGCCAUUGCUACCAAUGGAACUGUUAAAGGAGGGGGUGCCUACUAUCUGAUCUCCCGAUCACUGGGUCCAGAGUUUGGUGGUUCUAUUGGCAUUGUAUUCUACCUGGGUUACGUGUUGAAUACCGGGAUGAAUGCGGUUGGUCUCGUUGACUGUUUUACACAAAAUUUUGGAACGGAGUCUGGCACGUUGUCCAACUUUCUUGAAGAAGGCUUCUGGUGGCAGUAUCUCUGGGGUACUAUCAUUCUGCUUAUUUGCACCGGGAUUUGCCUGGCUGGGAGUUCCAUUUUUUCCAGAGCAAGCAAUGGUCUACUUAUCAUUCUAUUAGUUGCUACUUUCAGCAUACCGGUAUCUGCGAUCUCCAUGAAGCCGUUCAGCAUACCUAAGCUUCAUGUGACAUUCACUGGGAUGCGCCUUCAGACGCUAUUGGAGAACCUCAAGCCUAGGCUCACCAAGGGCGCUGCCGGCAGCCAGAUCCGCGGAAAGGAAAAUUUCCAGGACCUCUUUGGAAUAUUGUUCCCUGCUACCGGUGGUAUAUUCGCUGGUGCCAGCAUGUCUGGGGAUUUGAAGAACCCGAGCCAGUCUAUCCCAAAGGGUACACUAUCUGGGCUGGCUCUGACAUUUAUCACCUAUUCGAUUGUAAUAGUUUCGAUGGCUGCCUCUGUAACAAGGGAAUCGCUCUACAAAAAUGCCGAUAUCAUCCAAGUUACCAAUGCAUCAGGGAUUGUCAUCCUCCUAGGAGAGUUUGCAACAACAUUCUUUUCAGCGCUGAUGGGAGUGAUCGGUUCUGCGAAGCUUCUACAGGCAAUUGCACGAGACAAUUUGGUCCCUGGCCUGACCCUUUUCAGCAAAGGAACUAAGAAAAAUGACGAGCCGGUCCACGCAAUUAUGAUGACGUUCGCUGUUGCUCAACUAACGAUGCUGUUUGACAUUAACCAGAUUGCGUCCUUUGUCACUAUGACUUAUCUCAUGACAUUCUUGGUAAUGAACCUUGCAUGUUUCCUUUUGAAAAUUGGAUCCGCGCCUAAUUUCCGGCCGUCCUUUCACUACUUCAAGUGGCAGACCGCCGCAGCAGGAACCUUGGUUUGUGGAGCUAGUAUGUUUUUCGUGGAUGGCGUCUAUGCCACGGGCUGCGUCGGCAUCCUGAUCCUAUUGUUUUUGCUGAUUCACUAUACAUCCCCCCCCAAACCGUGGGGCGAUGUGAGCCAAAGUCUUAUAUACCACCAAGUGCGCAAGUAUCUACUCCGCCUUCGACAAGAGCACGUUAAAUUCUGGAGACCCCAGAUUUUACUGUUUGUGACCAAUCUCGAUGACCAAUUCAAGAUGGUCUCAUUUUGCAACUCAUUGAAAAAGGGUGGAUUGUUUGUACUCGGACACGUCAUUGUGACCGACGAUUUCUCUUCGGCGGUUCCAGAAGCUCGUCGCCAGCAAACUAUGUGGACCAAGUUUGUCGAAAAUUCAAAAGUGAAAGCUUUCGUGAACAUCACAGUUUCCCCCUCAGCGGAAUGGGGUAUCCGUAACGUCGCAUUAAACUCUGGACUUGGAGGCAUGCGGCCAAACAUCGUUGUCAUUGACCAGUUUCGCAAUGGUCAGUCAUUAGUUGAGACAUUACAGCCCAGGAAGGAUUCAAAUGACAGACGUAACUCGCGUGAUCUGGCUCCUGAAUGCGCCGAGAAUAUAACGUCGCCACCAAUGAGCUGCGCAAACUACGUGACUAUUCUGGAAGAUCUUCUCUUCAAGCUUCGCAUCAAUGUGGCUGUGGCAAAGGGCUUUGAGAACCUUGAGCUGCCUACGUUUGGACAACAUAAGAAAAAAUACAUCGAUCUCUGGCCUAUUCAGAUGUCUGCAGAAAUUGGAGCUGACACGGAAAGCAAGAAGAAUGUCCUCACUACCAACUUUGAUACCUACACCCUGAUUCUUCAGUUGGGAUGUAUUCUAAAUACCGUGCCUUCCUGGAAAAAGACGUACAAAUUACGGGUCGCGGUAUUUGUUGAGUAUGAAACGGACGUUGAUGAUGAACGAGGAAGAGUCCAAGCGCUUCUUGAGAAGUUGAGAAUUGAGGCAGAAGUUUUGGUUUUCUGGCUUGCGUGUGGCGAUGUGCAAAGUUACCGCGUUAUUGUAAAUGGCGACAAAUCACCAGAGACCAGCGAGAUACAGCGAAAGGUGCGCAUUGCUUUAAAGGACGAAGGCUGGUGGCAGGACAUUGAAAGACUUCGCAGGAAAUCUCACAGUGAGUCCAGGCCGGACAACCUUGGGGCCGAGUUAGGAAGGGUGCCCACUUGGCAUGGCGCUUCUAGCCACGAUACCGUGCAAAAGCCCUCUGGGCGACUGGCUGGUGGGCUAAAGAAGUUUAUGGAAUCUUCUAGGCGGCGGCGUUCUAUCUCCAGCUUCAAAGGGUUUGGUGGUGUGAAUCUAGGCAUGCAAACGCAUCGCUUACUAGAUACUUUUGUUGACUACGACUCAAGUGACGCUAGUCCGAGUGAUAGCAGCAGCGACAGCGAGUUUGAGCCCUAUGUCAGCGAUGGGGAGGAUGGCCCGAACGGCAAGGACCCAGUAUCCCCGGACAAUACUACCAAACCGGACGUCCCAUCUAUCAUUGCCCCUGAUGACUCUCCCAAAACCGGGGGAAGCGGAGGUCGACCGCCUAUCAGCCGUUCGCCGUCCAGCAAUCGGUUCAAUGCGUCGCCGAUUCCUGAAGCUAGGGUCAACACAGAUGAAGGCGCGGGGCCGUCGAUCAUGUUCGCACCAAGCUCGUCACCCCCGCGGCCUUCAAACAGACUUGAAUCCAUUUAUACGCGUCGAUCGUCUUCGGAUGCCUCUGGGACUGCGUCCGGGUACCCCCGGCAAGCGUCCGUCCCUCUAUCCUUCAAUGACCUUCCUAGCCGAGCGCAACACCUAAUCCUGAAUGAAUUGAUGGCUGAGCAUAGCAGUGAAACUGCCGUCAUUUUUACGACGCUACCGUCUCCCAUGGAGGGUACUGCACAGAAUGAAGCGACAAGUGAAUCUUACCUGAAUGACCUGGACGUUUUAUGGCAAGGGUUGCCGCCGUGUUUACUGGUUCAUAGUAACAGUAUGACGGUGACAAUGAACCUCUAAUGAGUCUACGAUUACAAUAGAUGGCAGUGUCUUAACGCUGCAUCAUGUACAGAUGAUGCAUGACACACGAGUAUAUAUUUACAGGAAUGGAAGUUAUAUAUAGCUAGUGAAUCAAAUAGAAGUUUUCUUUCAA
Messenger RNA from Aspergillus alliaceus, 4057 nucleotides. RefSeq names its product putative cation chloride cotransporter. The transcript is spliced from 4 exons. The record is from RefSeq and is a predicted model, not a curated record. Gene Ontology annotation, cellular component: membrane. Lineage: Eukaryota; Fungi; Ascomycota; Eurotiomycetes; Eurotiales; Aspergillaceae. Bases 250 to 3924 code for a protein of 1224 amino acids. Gene Ontology annotation, molecular function: potassium:chloride symporter activity. Gene Ontology annotation, biological process: chloride transmembrane transport; chloride ion homeostasis; cell volume homeostasis.